GCCUGUAUUUGUCUCUAUUGUGAUUGUGGCUGAAAUUUCCCAGGCCCUGAACGGAUGACGGAAAGUUUGCGUCGGCCAACUGAAAUCCUCAAACCUCCCUCAAGGUCAGUGUUCAUGCCCUUGCUGCCCAUAUUUUCGUCGUCGCCAGUACUGGAUAGUCUAUCAUCUAUGAAUCUGUCGUUUGAGAUAGCAAAAACGGAGUUUUCAUGAUGGAUGGGACGGAUUCCGACCAGAUGACGAUGGGACUGUAUUUGAAGACGGAACGCUGAUUCUGGUUUUUACUUAGAAAACAAUGCCGACACACUUGUCGAAGACUCGCAAGCACCGUGGACACGUUUCGGCCGGUCAUGGACGUGUAGGAAAGCACCGCAAGCAUCCCGGAGGUCGUGGUUUGGCUGGUGGUGCUCACCACCACAGGACUAACUUUGAUAAAUACCAUCCUGGUUACUUCGGUAAGGUUGGUAUGCGCCACUACCACCUUACACGCAAUCAGUUCUGGCGACCAAUCAUCAACGUCGACAAACUGUGGAGUUUGGUACCUGCUGAGGAGAAGAAAGGUCUGACAGAGAACUCGGAGGUGGUUCCCGUUAUUGACACUCUGCGACAUGGAUACGGCAAGGUUUUGGGCAACGGACAACUGCCCAAGGUGCCAUUCAUCGUAAAAGCCCGCUUUGUGUCGGCAAUCGCAGAGCGAAAAAUCAAGGAGGCUGGCGGCGUCGUUUCAUUGAUAGCAUGAGUUCCAGAGCCUCUGUACUCUUCAUUUCUGCCAUUCUAUGUCCUAUAUCCAUGACAUGAAUUAAGUCCAUGCAUUCGAUGAAUAUCUGUUCCAGACAAGCCCAGCCAACAGUCAUGGAAUUGUUCAAACUUCGAUCGAAGUCCUCCUUCACCCUGAAUCAAUAUAUUUUGCAAGCAAACUGAUUCUACCUGGCUCCGUUCCUCAGUGUCGCC
Messenger RNA from Desarmillaria tabescens, 948 nucleotides. Its product is annotated as putative RPL28-60S large subunit ribosomal protein L27a.e. The transcript is spliced from 4 exons. The record is from RefSeq and is a predicted model, not a curated record. Gene Ontology annotation, molecular function: structural constituent of ribosome. Gene Ontology annotation, cellular component: ribosome; cytosolic large ribosomal subunit. Gene Ontology annotation, biological process: translation. NCBI's taxonomy places the organism in Eukaryota, Fungi, Basidiomycota, Agaricomycetes, Agaricales, Physalacriaceae. Bases 293 to 736 code for a protein of 147 amino acids.